Molecule: messenger RNA, 4887 nt
Organism: Pecten maximus
Lineage: Eukaryota; Metazoa; Mollusca; Bivalvia; Pectinida; Pectinidae
Exons: 4
Coding region: 1626-3386 (586 amino acids)
Source: RefSeq, a predicted model, not a curated record
UCUUAAACGGAACUCUGAACUGGUCCGUUUUUCUUAAACGAAACUCUGAACUGCUUCCUAGUUCUGUUUUUCUUUUACGGAACUUGUACCAAGACCCGCAAAGCGUAUACAUGAUUAGUUCCGUUUUACUUAAACGGAACUCGGAACCAGCUUCACGCUCCCUGAAAUGUAUGUUUUCAACUUUGUCGGUAUUGAUUUAAUUAGGAAUUCAAUGUUUUAAAUACUCACUAUGCAGUGUUGUUUAGCCUUUUUAUGAUGAUUUACCAGUAAGAGAGAGAACAAAAUGUCGUGACUAGUUGAAAAUACUUGAAGAACAUGUCUGAAUCUGAAUAAAUCGAUAGCUUAGCGACACGCAUGUCAUGUUACCUGAUCAAUACAGAUACGCUGUGUCGCCUAUCAGAACGGAAUCUCUCGCGCGAAUCUCUAGACGGAGUAACUAGGUAUAGUUUGGAAGAUACUCGUUGGUUUAUAAAAAAUAUCUUAAUACACGUAUCACCUAAGUAAGCCGAACACAUUUGCCACAGGAACAAUAGGUAUUAUUAUCGUAGAAUUGUUAUUUACUGUCAAAGAAGCGGCACUUUUAACUGGUGUCUAUUAAACCGUUUUUUCUUCUAAAUCUCUAGUAAAAUAUACAAUUAACAUCAUAUCGGAUUGGGAAAUGGAAAACAAAGUGUUGAUUACGUCUCCGCGUGAAAAUUCAGAUACUUCGCAUGAUUUCCUGAACAAAACUAGAUUUUCUUAUAUCUAAGCGAUUUAGAUAAAGAGAGAUAAAGAACAAGAACUCGUUUGGAUGUUUUGCUAAUAUCUUAGAGUAUGUUUCUCGUAGUGAUAUAUUUAGUACUGCUUUCUACGGUGUUUGUUACGUGUACGGAUAAUUGUGUGGUUUCCGACUUCAUACAACCAUGCGGACAGGUGUCGUAUUUAGACCCCGCCGUGAAUAUUGGAGGCGUGAACGGUCAGUCAAUAUCGAGAUCUCGUCUAGAAUGUGCCCAGUUAUGUGGAAUGGAGAGUUCGUGCAUUGGAUUCAAUAUUUGUCAAAACGACACUAAAAACUUUAGUUGCGAACAUCUGACUCAACUCAUUCAAGGUUUUUCCUGUGGACUUAUAGAGGCUCGGACGAAUUGUACUUUCCAAAUAAAGGUAAGUGGAAUUAGAUAUAUUCGUGUUGACAUCAGCAAAGUGAUCAAAGAAACAAUCGUGGUCAGAGAAAUGACGACGAUAUCAUUGACCUUAUUACUGAAUUAUGUACAUUUAUUGCACUAUAUCGUGCAUACAUGUAUGUACUCACGUCUUAGUUAUCUGAUAUUUUUCUUUUCUUUGUUUAGUCUUUUCUGCUAAUAAUAUAAAAUUACCAGAGAAGACCACAUUUUGACUAUUUAUAUCCCAGCCAUAUUUGGAGGAUUAACCUGAUAUAAGUUUCGGAUCAUAUAACGGCACUUUUAUAUGUUGCUUUCCUAAGUUAUCGGAGGUAAAACAGAAAUUGCAGAACCUGAACGAGCGCUUUAAACAAGUUUUGAAUUUCCAAGUGUCUUCUUAUUGCAUUCUAGAGCACGUACAACCCAACAGCAUACCUUGAGAAGGCAGAGGACACCCUAACAGCUGCCGGUUGUCCGUCGGAUGCUUUUAUGCUGAACGAAUAUCACACUUGUUAUUGGGCCGUGCAGAAUUCCCAUGCAUACGUGAACCUUACCGCCUGCGAGGACACUGGAGGAUACCUGGCUGUUCUCCCAAGCGGAGCUGUUAUGGAAAAACUUGUUAAGCUUAUUGAGGACGCUGGGUCCAUUUCCACAUCUAACUACUACUGGAUCGAUGUGAAUGACCUGGACGAGGAAGGGACCUAUAUAAAUAGGUUCGGACCGGUCAGUUGGACUGCGUGGGAUUCCGGUCAGCCAAACGACGAUAGGGAAACAGAGGACCAAGACUGUACCAUUAUGUCACCCAGGUACUCGUACGAAUGGCACGACAGGAACUGUCUGAACGAGGCGGGCUACUAUUCCCUGUGUUUCUUCUACCCUAGUGGAGACGGAUACCGUAGGAGAUACGUUAUACACACUGACGCUACCAACACGACAUAUGGAAACGUGACGGAGCUGAUAUCAGACAUCGACAGAGGGGUUGCAGUGCGAGUCCUGAUACAAGGAAUACCGGGAAUGUUUGACGAUCUUGUAUUGCAGGCCGACGCUAUUUUCACUUACCAUGAUGGUGUUGAGAGAAGAUGUGUACAGUCUGUACACAAUAUGGUUUUACAGUCAUCCUACUUGCUCCGAAUUGUGUUGUUUGCAUGCACCACAGGGUCACUUCGAGUCGAAACUUGGGCAAACGGUGCACAAACAGAAGUUUCUUACGGAGUCCUGAUGACCUGGUUCACCACUGACUAUCCCACUUUAAAAGUUCUUCAGACGUCUGGUGCUCCCCCGGACGCAAGUUUCAAUUUAACAGAAGCAAUUAUUGCUGGGAAAGAUUUCAUGGUCCUGCUGGGAACUGCUCGAUAUCCUCUACAUGACAUGUACUAUGGAACGAAUGUGACAGGACAGUUCUCAUGGGUCGCAUCUAAGACGAACUGGACAAGUGUCAUGAUAGAUUACGAAGGUUAUAUCCACAAGGUCGAUUGGUGGGAUUCAAAUGUUCACACAUUCAACAAACAAUCCGAGUCGUACGCCUUCUUAAUGGCCGACAAUUGGAACGUGGUGUAUUCAAAUACAGGUGACGGUACAAUUAUGCUGCUUGCAAAUUAUAUCAGUGCUGGACAUGAGGUCAAGGUCGAUAUAGGUGGACGUGUAUCCACAGUAGAAAUGAUAUUUAUGAAAUCCUAUCAAAUACAUGCGCUACUUUCGUCGGAGUUGGUAUCGGAUACCAUGCAAACCGACCUCAAAAGAACUGUAACAAUAGUAUCUUCCUCGGGUAAAAUAGUAACAUACGAGUUUGGGUUUGAGCAGAACACUUACCUGAAUGAACAUACCACAAAGACGACAGUGCGCUGGUUAGUUGAUACAAGCUCUGUUUGGACUGAAAUAUACAGGACGGACUCUACCGACUCAUCCUCUGAUCAAGGAGUUUUCACUUUACACGAUGCCUUAUAUAAUGGACAACCAAUUCGACUGAAGGUCGAUACAACUGGAGACUACAGUGUGUUUUUUACAGCAGAUUUUGUAACUCGUAUCUCGAGUUCCGAUACGUAUACUGCGCGGUAUAGCCGCGGCUUUUCCUUUAGGAAUCUAGAUGAGGGGGGUAUAGCGAUCAAUUCACCCGUACACCACUUGCAUAUAGAAGUGACUAGUGAGGGAGACUGUCAGGUUAUUACUAUUCCUAAUGGAAUAUCUGCCGUAAACACAAGCAGUUCUGUACCUGCUAAAAUCACAUGGUAUUCAAAACCUUAUAUAUUCUGAAUCGUGCAUAGGGUAUCGUAUAUGAAUCCGACGAUUCCUGGGAUUAAAUGGUUAUUGUAGAAUCGUGCGCAAUAGGAAUGCUGGCAUUUGUCAUUUUGUUUUUAGAAAUAAGUGGCUAAAUUGGGGUGUUCUCUCUUCAUAUAUAUAUGUUUUUGUAGACAUCGCUGUUUUUCAGGUCAUCUCGCUAAACUUUUAAUUGGUAAAAAUAUUUGGCCAGUACAAAUAAUUUGGCUCACAUCUGUUGCUGGCCUUACGUAUUAUGUAUCAAAAUGAACAUAAAAACGCACCAAUAAACAUAUUAAAAAGCAAAGAUGAGCAUCAAAAUUACAAAUUACACCAUAUUUGAAGGUAUAUUUGUGGCGAAGAUGGAGGGAGAGGUUUCUUUUUUUUUGAAACAGACACUUAAGUUCGUUAUGUCAAAAAAUGUACUAAUAACAUUUUCAAAGAUGAUGACGGUGAACUCUUUUUCUGAAAAAGAUAUGGACACUAAUGACCAAUAAGGUUCGACCUUAAACAACUGACCCGUAUGUAAUAUCCCAAAAGGGGAGCGCAAGCUAUCCGAAAAAAAUGGUGACGUAAGCAAAAAAAUGUGCUUGUAAACAAACUGUUGCGAUGUACGUAAUGUGUGAUAUUCGUCUAAAUAUAUUGACACUUUACACAUAUGAUUAAUAUUUUCAUUAUUCAUGGUUAAUAUAUACUUUGUGGAAUGCAUUCAAUUGCUAAAUUUAAUGCCAAUGUGCAAUAUAUAAAUGUACGUAUGAAGCAUCAACAUAUGAGUGUCUAAACAAAAAAAACAUCUCUAUUUCCAGGAUGCGUAUCUCAAGGUGUUUUGUUAUCUAUGCAUCUAUAGGAUACGUAUCUCAAGGUGCUUUAUUAUCUAUGUAACGUUCUUCAUCAUUUUCCACUGAUAUGCACUCACCUGAUGUUUUAUCAAUACACGGAACAAUAUUGUUAUUUGUGUAUGAUAAAAUCUGCCGACAGUUUACAAUCACAAUUCGCGCUUUUGGAAAUUCAUCUUACCUUGUCAUUGCCCCUGAAUAUAACCGGAACACAAAUCUUGUGUUUUUAUUAUGUUUUAUAUCUGUGAAGUAUGUGUAACAUGUCACGAACAUUUUAAUACAUAAUGACUGUCAUACAGUUAUAGCGUGAUGCUAGACAACAAGGUUACGCGCCGUGAGAACUGACCAUUUCUACCAUUAUCUGCUGAUUUAAAGUAAGCUUUGUUAAUUUCCCACUUACAAAGAGCUUAUCAGUUUGGUUAGAUAGAUGAUUUCAGCAUAGUUUAUUUUUUGUUGUUGACACCAUUCGGUCAUUUAAGGACUGUGUCCAUUAAUGAUGGCGCCAAUGUUGUAGAUUGUCAAUUCAAUUCAAUUCAACUUUAUUCCGUAAGUUUUACAACUUAUUGGAUAACAUAAUAUACAUACAUUUAAGGACAAAGGCAUCCACUCUUACAUAAUUCAUCAUUCAUUCUACAAAAUAGUACUUACUCUCUUCACAUACA